AUGACCGGAAUGGAUACAAUCGAAGAGAAUGAGAAGAAACAUAAACGUGAAAUUGAUCUGUGCAAAGUAGCUGAUGUUGUUGUCGCAGUUGGAUCACGGCUACAACAGAAAUACAGCAAUUGUCUUCCACAUGUUAAGGUGGAGAUCAUCACUCCUGGGAUUUUUGAAAAGUUUUCAAAUGAGUCAUCACAGCUGGUCAAAGACAGAUUACAUGUGGUAAAGAAGAAGUUCAAUGUCUUUAUGUUUGGACGGGCUAGCUUUGAAGAUCUUACCCUCAAAGGUUAUGACAUUGUUGCAGAUGCCAUAGGAUCCCUUGGCAAAAUGUUUGAGCUGACAUUUGUUGGCUCAUCUCCUGGUGAACACACAAAAAUAAGACAAUGGUUUCUUGACAACACAAGCAUAAGCCUUAACCAAAUAACAGUCCGUGGUUAUUGCACUGAGCAAGAUGAACUUAAGAUGAUGUACUAUGCAUCAGACAUCAUUGUCCUCCCUUCACGCACUGAAUGGUUUGGGUUGGUUGCCCUGGAAGCAAUUUCUGCUAGUAUUCCUGUUCUUGUUGCUGGUGAAACUGGAAUAGCUGAAGCUUUACUUGAAGUAGAAGGUGGAAAGUCUGUCAUCAUUGAAUCAGAUGACCCUGAAGAGUGGGCUCAAAGGAUCCAACAACUGUCCAGGCAAAGUCCAGAAGAGAGAGAAAACAAUGCCAAGCUACUCAGAGACAACUACAGUAAAACUUACCCCUGGAGCAAUGAAUGUCAGAGAUUCAACAGGAUGAUCCAGGGUUUAGUAGAAAGCUUAAAUGGUAUGUUUACUUACUUAAAGCCUCCCAGUUCCACCAUGAUCAUGACUAAAAUACCACACAAGUACAUACAAGUAACAUAUGAGUAUAUAAGAGUACAUACGAGUAUAUACAAGUACAUACGAGUACAUAGGAGUGCAUACAAGUAA
Orbicella faveolata is the source of this 945-nucleotide messenger RNA. RefSeq lists its product as uncharacterized. Gene Ontology annotation, biological process: negative regulation of gene expression; positive regulation of type II interferon-mediated signaling pathway; protein poly-ADP-ribosylation. Lineage: Eukaryota; Metazoa; Cnidaria; Anthozoa; Scleractinia; Merulinidae. Gene Ontology annotation, cellular component: nucleus; cytoplasm. The record is from RefSeq and is a predicted model, not a curated record. Gene Ontology annotation, molecular function: ubiquitin-like protein ligase binding; RNA binding; transcription corepressor activity.